Argentina anserina (silverweed cinquefoil) is the source of this 848-nucleotide messenger RNA. Its product is annotated as bet1-like SNARE 1-2. NCBI's taxonomy places the organism in Eukaryota, Viridiplantae, Streptophyta, Magnoliopsida, Rosales, Rosaceae. The coding region runs from base 136 to 522 and encodes 128 amino acids. The transcript has 6 exons. The record is from RefSeq and is a predicted model, not a curated record.
UUUCAAACCUUUCAUUUCAACUCUCCGUCGUCUCCAGAUCUCUCUUGUCGCCGGAACCUUCGACCGGUGUCUUCUUCCCUGCUCCGAAUUCCGAUUAAGCGCAGAGCGACGGCGAAUCUCUGAAGCCCACCGCCGAUGAGUUACAGAAGGGAGCGUGCCUCCAAAACAUCUCUUUUAGAUGGCCUUGAGGAAGGUGGUCUCAGAGCCUCCUCCUCAUACUCCGAUGUAAGUGAUCAGGACAAUGACAAAGCUGUGCAAAGUUUGCAAGACAGAGUUGUUUUUCUAAAGAGAUUAACUGGUGACAUACAUGAAGAGGUGGAGAGCCAUAAUCGUUUGCUUGACAAGAUGGGAAAUGACAUGGAUGCAUCAAGGGGUAUAAUGUCUGGAACAAUGGCUCGGUUUAAAACGGUAUUUGAGAAAAAAUCAAGGCGGCGAAUGUGUGUACUUGUGGGAUAUUUUGUUGCCUUCUUCUUAAUCAUCUACUUUCUCUUCAGGGUUCGCAGAUUAUUUCUUCAUGGUUGAAGCAGCUUCAAACUCCUGUACUUGAAUCUUUUAUUACGUUGUUUUGGGUAUGUAAACGGCUAUAAUCCUAACAUAUAUCGCAAAAUGAAUUGGCCAAUUGGGCAUAUUAGUCAAGUCAUGUUGUCCCGUGUGUCUUGCUGGAAGUGCAUAUGAAAAAUGAUUUCAAAGCCGUUCAGCGGCAGGAAUGUUUUUCAUGUAGUAUAGGUACAACAAAGGAUUGAACAGUAGGUUGUAUCAGGAUGUGAUUUAGUUGUUGCAUUGUGCAAUAUCAUACAGUGAACAUGUGUGUCUUACAAUCUUACUGCAUCUUUUCUAGCUGAAAGAUA